Scomber scombrus (Atlantic mackerel) is the source of this 4466-nucleotide messenger RNA. RefSeq names its product protein Niban 1-like. Gene Ontology annotation, biological process: microtubule cytoskeleton organization. Lineage: Eukaryota; Metazoa; Chordata; Actinopteri; Scombriformes; Scombridae. The coding region runs from base 112 to 3984 and encodes 1290 amino acids. Gene Ontology annotation, cellular component: microtubule. Gene Ontology annotation, molecular function: calmodulin binding; microtubule binding. The transcript is spliced from 14 exons. The record is from RefSeq and is a predicted model, not a curated record.
AUGAGCUGAGCCAAAAACCUCUUGACACAAACCCUAGCAGCUCAUUUACAUUUCCUGCCGAUUUCACUGCAUUAAGCUUCUCAGAAACACAAUUAAGGGAAAAGAGAAAUUAUGGGAGCAUCUUCUUCCGGCUUGUUGGAUGAGGCUAAAAUCAGCCACAUCAAAGGACUUGUUAACAACACCUUCCAGAAAUUCAGUGAGUUUUACCGUCAGCAGUAUUCUGCAGCCUAUCUUGGCCACUUACACCAGGAGCUGGAGCCUAAGAAAGAGGGAAGGGGCCUGUUGCUCACACACAGGCCUAAGUAUGCUCCAGAGGACGUGCUGUACCAAGGAAGUAUUAAGUCUUCUGGCUGGGAUGAGCAGGGAAAGAAAUGCAAAGAGAGAUUCAUCGUUCUGAGAAGAAACUACAAAGUGGAGAUACAUGAAAACAUGGAGACUUUCAAUCGUGGUGUUGCAGCUAAGUUGGUCCUCCAGCCAGCAGGUGGCAAUGUGCUGACCACAGAAGAGGAAUCCAGAGCUCUGCUGGAGAGAACCUGUGCUGGAAUACUCAUCGGAGUGAAGGAGGAUUCUUCUUCGGCGGUGUCAUCCUCAAAUAUGUUCGCUGUGUAUUUGCACCUGCCUUACACGGGUCACACCUGCUUCCUGUUCCAACAGGAAGAGGAAAGAGAUCCCUUUCUGUCUGCCCUCAAGACCUGCAUUAGACACUGCAACCUCGACCCCUGGUGUGAUUCCUCCUAUGAGAGCCAGGCGUACAUCCGAGCCCUCCAACUCUACCGCCAGGACCUAGGAUGCUAUCAAUCCUGGGAAAUACUGCUGGGCACUGAAGAACAAGUGCUGGCCUCUCAGGUGAUGGUGGAAGUGUUGCCGUGGUUACAGAGCCAGCUUCAGUCCAGGGUGAAGGGCAAGAAGGCAGAGAGGAUGCGACAGUGGUUGGCGACGGUGCAGGCAACCUACAUGUUGGUGCUGGAGCAGCUGACUGCAAGUCUGGAGACACUGAAGGGGGAGUGUCGUCAGACGGCAUCAACCAAGCAGGCUCUCAUCAGAUCAGAUCUGGACCAGAUAAUGACCUCCCACAGCUUCCUGGAGAAGAAAGUGCGAGACUGUAUAUGUAAAGAAGCAGAGAAGGUGUGCAACGACUCCGUAGCGCCCUACAUGUCCUCCAUCCUCGAGGCGCUGACAGAAAACAUAAGUGUAGGAAUUCAGGAGAUGCAACACACACUGCGAACACAGAUGGACACCGCCUUCACAAACACAAAUGAACGGACGGAGGAGACCAAGAAGGCUCUGUCCACUCUGCGCUCCAUCAGUCUGGAUCCCUGCUACCGGCAGGUGGCGAAUCUGACUGUGAAGCUUCAGGACUUAAAGCAGAGGUUUGGAUUGAACAGCGCCCAGCGUCUGGUUCACUCUGCACAUCUGGAGAUGGAGCAGCUGUUGGACAGUGCUGUCUACACCUUAGAGCUGUUCCUGCAGUCAUCAACCAGGCUGCAGCCCUCUCAGGUUCCUGUCAAGAUGGACCGAGCUAAAGGACGAGUCCUGAAGCAGCUGGACUACGACAGCAGAGUCGUCCAGCGGAGGAUCUAUGAGGAAGCUCUACUGGAAAUCACUCAUCCUGCUCUCACCAGGGGGAUGCACAGCAAGUGGAAGAGUGAGUUCGAGCAGUUCGAGCAGUACAUCUUCUCAGACUACUGCAGUUUUAUCCUGGUUCAUAAUGUCUAUGAUGAUGUUCUGAGAAACAUCCUCAGCAAGGAGAUAGAGACAGUGGUCCAGGACGCUGCCAGUAAGAAGACCAACAACCUCCUACUGGACACUACGGAUCUGGCCAUUAGUCAGUACAGUCUGCUCGGACACACGCCUCCUCUCUCUGCUCCAGGAAGCCCAGCCUUUCAAGCUCGAGACUCCUCCUCAGGGGUGCCAAGUGGAGAUAAAGAAUCUGCUCCCCUGGCAGAGGAAGGAAAUAAAGAAUCUGCUCCCCUGGUGGAGGAGGGAGAAAAAGAAUCUGCUCCCUUGGUGGAGAAGGGAGGUAAAGAAUCUGCUCCUGUUGUAGAUGAAGUAGGUAAAGAGUCUGCUCCCUUGGUGGAGGAGGGAGUUAAAGAAUCUGCUCCUGUUGUAGAUGAAGGAGGUAAAGAGUCUGCUCCCUUGGCAGAGGAAGGAAAUAAAGAAUCUGCUCCCCUGGUGGAGAAGGGAGGUAAAGAAUCUGCUCCUGUUGUAGAUGAAGUAGGUAAAGAGUCUGCUCCCUUGGUGGAGGAGGGAGGUAAAGAAUCUGCUCCUGUUGUAGAUGAAGGAUGUAAAGAAUCUGCUCCUGUUGUAGAUGAAGGAGGUAAAGAAUCUGCUCCCUUGGUGGAGAAGGGAGGUAAAGAAUCUGCUCCCUUGGUGGAGGAGGGAGGUAAAGAAUCUGCUCCCUUGGUGGAGAAGGGAGGUAAAGAAUCUGCUCCUGUUGUAGAUGAAGGAGGUAAAGAAUCUGCUCCCUUGGUGGAGGAGGGAAGUGAAUCUACUCCUGUUGUAGAUGAGGAAUCUGCUCCCCAACCAAAGGAUGGAGGUACAGAAUCUGCUCCUGUUGUGGAGGCAGCAGGUCAGUCAGUCACAGCUGCAGUUGGCCCUCAGAGUGACCCUGAACUAAAAACGGAUAUCAGUACUCUUCUCAUCUCUGACCAGAGCAGAGUGCUUCUAUCUCCUGUCAUAAUUGUAACACAACAGUUUGAUGAACCUCAGGAGGAGGCUUCUUGCUUUGAGGUAACCAAUAAAGAAGUCCAGCUCACAGCUGACACUCCACCAGCAGCUGAAUCUUCCGACUCGGCCCUACCCGACUCUGAUGCGGCUGUUAUACCUGAAUCCCCAACUGUCCCAGAAUCCAGUACUCCCAUCCCAGUUUAUUCAGACCCCCCAGCAUCCCCUCUGUCCCCACCGCAACUCACAGAAGUCCCAGCUGUCCCAGUUGAAGGUGCUCAAAGUGAGCAAUCCGAUACACCUGAAAAUCCUGCAGUACCUGACCUCACAGCCUCAAAUCAAACAACAGAAGAUGCUUCUUCCCCGCAGCCAUCCAUCCCCUCACUCCCACAAGACCCUUACACAGAUAGUCCGAUGAAGAUUAGCCUCGGCUCACUAAGCCAGGCAGUCGGUCGCAGCUCCACGGCAACUCCUGUCCCACAGACGGCGGUACGGCAAAACACAGACAGAGCUGUGUACCUGACGGGAGUAAUUAAGGACAUUUGGGAGAUGGAAAGGGUAAAAGGGGACAAACAGAAAGAGGCAUCAGAGGAGGAAGACAACCUAACCGAAGAUCAGAAAGAGGAGUCAGAGACAAGAGAAGAAAAAGAGGAACAGGUGGAGAAGAAAAGAGAUGAAGGGCAAACAGGUGGAGAACGUGUCGACGAUUGCUGCAGGUCCUCAGAAUCACCAGCAGAGAGCGCCACCGCCUUCACUCAGACCCCAGAGCAGAGCGAGAGUGAAGAGAAGGUAGAUGAGAAGAGCAGUAGUGAAGCAGGGACUGAGAAGAAAGAAGAGGAGGAGAAGGUAGAUAGGGAGAAGAGCAGUAGUGAAGCAGGGACUGAGAGGAAAGAAGAGGAGAAGGUAGAUGAGGAGAAGAGCAGUAGUGAAGCAGGGACUGAGAAGAAAGAAGAGGAGGAGAAGGUAGAUGAGGAGAAGAGCAGUAAAGAAGCAGGGACUGAGAAGAAAGAAGAGGAGGAGAAGGUAGAUGAGGAGAAGAGCAGUAGUGAAGCAGGGACUGAGAGAAAAGAAGAGGAGGAGAAGGUAGUUGAAGAGAAGAGCAGUAAAGAAGCGGUGGCUGAGAAGAAAGAAAAGGAGGAGGAGGAAGAGCAGAGAUAUGAAAAACCAGAAGAAGACGUUCUUGAAAGUUCUAAGCCAAUGGAAUUGGAGGAAGAAAGCGAUCCUGAGCUACCAUUGGGCAGCGUGUCCAUCAUCAGAGACCUUGUGACUGAGAUCACUGAGGUGGAGACAGUAAUCCACCCCUGUCCCACCAGCAGCUGACAGACUCGUUACCACGACAACUGUAGAUCCUGAGAUCUACUUGACUACUUAGUUCCCAGUUUGUGAUGAAAUGGUACAGAGAACAGCGUGAAACAUCAAAUCUUUUUUAUAUUACUGCAUCAUAUUUUAUACUACUGCAUUUUGAAAGAGGCAUUUUUUAAAAUAUAUUCUGUAAUAUUUGUUCUUGAUAACAUUUUUUAUGGACUCCUGCUUUUUUUUGUUAACACUGAAAUGGCUUAAAUGACCCAACAAGUGUAUUAUUAAAAAUGGUCAAACUUCUUAAAGCUGCAUUGAUUUUUGACUUUUUGGGUGACUUGCAAGUAGUGGAAAAAGCUGUAAUAAUAUUGAUAUGAUGAGCAUGUUAGAGGAAAUAUCUGGCUAUAUAGCUGUUGAAUUACCCACUAUGUUCACUAGCUAGCCAAUAACUGUGUAUAAACAAAUAUAUAAUGUAUAAAAGAUGAGAUGCAAACAUUUUCUGUAGA